Encephalitozoon romaleae SJ-2008 is the source of this 408-nucleotide messenger RNA. RefSeq names its product nuclear movement protein. The coding region runs from base 1 to 408 and encodes 135 amino acids. Gene Ontology annotation, cellular component: cytoplasm. The record is from RefSeq and is a predicted model, not a curated record. NCBI's taxonomy places the organism in Eukaryota, Fungi, Microsporidia, Unikaryonidae. Gene Ontology annotation, biological process: protein folding. The transcript has a single exon.
AUGCCUUUAGAAGCAAAGUACACCUGGGAUCAGGAGCUAAACGAAAUCAACAUCCGAUUUCCAAUGGCCGAAGGUGCUGACAGCAACUCGGUAAAGAUCAGCGUUGUAGGAAAGAAAGUACUUAUGAAGAUGCAGGAAGAAGUAAUAAUGGAUGGAGAGUUCCUUCACGAGGUGGAUUCCUCCAGCUUGUGGUGGGUAAUUGAUGGAGAUUCAGUUGAUAUCAAUAUAACAAAAAAAAGAAACGAAUGGUGGGACAGUUUGUUAGUAGGGUCUGAAAGCGUUGAUGUUCAGAAACUAGCUGAGGAUAAGCAUGCCGAUAUAAGCAUGCUAGAUCCAGAGGCCAGGGAGGUUGUUGAGAAGAUGAUGCAUAACACAAACAAGAAGGAUCCAAGCGAUUUAUGUGAUUAA